GUAGUAGUAGGAGGAGGAGGAGGAGGAGGAGAUCAUCUUUGGUGAAAGCAAGUUAACGUUACGUGCAGACUCACUCAGGAAGAGGACACAAUCACAUUUCACAUUCUGAAUCUAGCUAGCUAACAUAACUUAUAAAGCCUGAAUGGAUCUUGCCGAACAGAUCAACCAGUUGGAGGCAGAUUUGCUGGAGCUGGGUUCACUCCUGGAGAAGGCAGAGAGGAAAAGAGUGCAGGAGCUGCUAAAGCAGGAGCAGCAGAAGGUGGAGAAGGAGCUUUCAGUCAAACGACAACAGAAGGAGAAACAAGCCAUGAGAGAAGCAGACCGCCCUGCUGCCUCUAAAGCAGCGUACACAGUCAAGAUCAACAGCUAUGCGUGGGACCAGUCAGAGAAAUUUGUCAAAAUUUACCUUACAUUGAAGGAUGUACACAAAAUUCCAUCAGAAAAUGUGGAGGUCAACUUUACAGAAAGGUCAUUGUCUGUGUUGGUAAAGGAUCUCGAUGGAAAGAACCAUCAGAUGACAAUUCUCAACCUGUUAUAUGCAAUCGAUGAAAAGGACAGCUAUAAAAAGAUAAAAACAGACAUGGUCCUGGUCAUGUGCAAGAAACAGGCAACAAAGAAGUGGGAGUGCCUAACAACAGUGGAAAAGCAGUCAAAAGACAAAGAUAAGCCCAAUAUUGAUGAGAGUGCAGACCCCAGCGAUGGACUGAUGACCAUGCUGAAGAAGAUUUACUCGGAGGGAGACGACGAGAUGAAGAGAACCAUCAACAAAGCCUGGUCAGAGUCCCAAGAGAAGAAAAUUCGAGGAGGAGAAGACAUGAUGGACAUCUGAACUGCCCUCGCUGCAUGUCCACAGCAGGACCAAGUGAGAGCUGCCAGGGAUGCACCUGACAUGACUUGAAUAUUAAAUGUUACGUGGAUAUUUCAACAAAAUCUAUAAAUUCAGUGUACAGCUCAUAAAUAAAGGUUCAGGAUUAAUGUCUAAGUCCCGGAAGGCCUCAUUUUGCCCCUGCUUUGAAAAUCAGGCUGCCGAUGUUCUGAGAGUCAUAGACCAUGAAGGCGUGGAAAAUAUGUGUACAAGCAUAAUGGCAGUGUCCAGCAGAUGGCAACCUAACAGCAAAAGAUGUACACAUUUCAUCACCUUUUUUUUUUUAUGUCAGAUUUGAUGGGUUAAAGGACCACAAAUGCAGUUGUUUUUUUCUUGAGAUUAAUGUCUGUUAGUAAUUCAUAGUUUAAAUUGGACCUGGGUAAAUUAAAUAUGUGAGACAUCAUGUUAAUAUUGCUCCUGUGCAGAAUUCAGUGCAACUAAACUAAGCUCAUAUUUAAGCUGUUUCCAAGUGUACAUUUGCCAAAGUCAUGCUCAUAUUCCUUUAACCAAGAUAACCAAAGGGCUCUUCUGGCUUCUUUUAAUGUCUUCAUAUCAGCCUUUUUUUUUUUUUUUUUUUUUGUCAUUCCAUAAAUAGCUCAAAUGAUAGCUGCAAAGACUACUGCUCAUGCAUCAAUCCAGUGUAAUAAUUCACAUUACUGCAUAGGUCUGUGUUUGACAGAUUUAAUGUAUUUGACCCAUUCCUGUUGCUUAGUGUAAUGCUCUAAAACACAUUCUUUGUAAUUCUUUAAUAUGACUGUUGGAUUUUCAUAGUGUUAGACAGUUUCCCACUAUAAUUCCUAUUUACAGCACUGUUGAAGUUGCCUAUUUCCCUCCAGCUGUUGUGAAUAUCUAAAAUGUAUGUUUAUGUUGAUUAUUUACCCUGGCUUUUGUCAUUGUCUUACAUGUAUUGUUAUCUGCCCUCAAUUUGUUAAUGAAGUUCUCACAAAUAUAGAUCUUGAACUGAU
This is a messenger RNA of Sander lucioperca (pikeperch), 1830 nucleotides long. RefSeq names its product calcyclin binding protein (gene cacybp). Gene Ontology annotation, cellular component: nucleus. The transcript is spliced from 6 exons. Gene Ontology annotation, biological process: heart development. Gene Ontology annotation, molecular function: ubiquitin protein ligase binding; S100 protein binding; tubulin binding. The record is from RefSeq and is a predicted model, not a curated record. The coding region runs from base 143 to 829 and encodes 228 amino acids. Lineage: Eukaryota; Metazoa; Chordata; Actinopteri; Perciformes; Percidae.